GAUGGACAAAGUGUUUGUAUAUCGCUCAGGCUUGAGCAAAUGAGUUGACUACGCUCAAGCACAGAGCGAGCCACUGCAUCCAAAGCUGCGACUGUAAAGGAUUAAAGUUAGCUACGGAGCGACACGAACGAGCCGUAUGCGAUCGGCCGCCGGGCCGAGGGUUGACGAGCUUGGUCUUCCCUGUCUAACGCCAUAAUGAACAAUACUACCGACUUCUCGCGCUUGACCAAGCGGAUCGUGCAGCACUUCUGGGACCCUUUACCGCGCAACGAGGACCCCGCAGGCAUCAUAUUCUGCCUUGGGCGGCGAUAUGACCCUCGAUAUCUACAAGGCAGGCAGCUCAAGAGUACUAGCACAGGCAAUUCGCCCUCUGCGAAGUCGGAAUCUGAGGUGUCGCAACCGGACUCGGCGGUUGUGAUAACGGAUGCGAAUCAGAAGCGGGAAGAGUCCGCAGAGAAUGGGAAGGAUGAUUUGUCCAACAGCCAAAUGGACCUAUCGCGAGCUGAGGAAGAAGCGCUCGGCUGGCCAGCAGAGUUCAUGGACGACAUGGAAGCCCGAAUAUGGCUCACUUACCGCAACAACUUUCCGCCUAUAGCCAAGUCUAGCGAUCCUAGUGCUGGUUCUGCAAUGUCUUUCUCUACCAAGCUUCGAAACAUCGGCAACUCGGGUGGUUUCACAAGCGACGCAGGAUGGGGCUGUAUGAUACGUAGUGGGCAGACUCUGCUUGCAAACAGUUUAGCCACCCUCAAGCUCGGCCGGGACUGGCGGCGGGGACAGAAGGAGGAUGACUACAAGCACCUCAUUUCGCUCUUCGCGGAUACCCCAGAGGCACCUUUCAGCAUCCACAAAUUCGUGGAGCAUGGCGCGCAAGCUUGUGGCAAGCAUCCUGGCGAGUGGUUUGGGCCGAGUGCUACAGCUAGGAGCGUACAGGCGCUCACCGAGAAGUAUCGAGACGUCGGCUUGCGAGUCUACGCACGUCCCGACGACGGCGACGUCUACGUCGACUCACUCUUCGCUACCGCUGGCCAGAUGGACGCAAACGACGAGUUCCAGCCCACCUUGAUCGUUCUCGGCAUACGACUGGGCAUCGACCGCAUCACGCCCGUUUACCACGCCGCUCUCAAGGCAACACUCGAAAUGCCGCAAUCGGUCGGCAUCGCAGGCGGCAGACCGAGCAGCAGUCACUACUUCGUCGGCCAUCAAGGCGACAAUUUCUUCUACCUCGAUCCGCACACUACUAGACAAGCGAUACCGCAGAAUCCAUCAGCCGAGGAUCUUGCGUCGUGCCAUACGCGUCGAUUACGGCGGCUAAAGAUCGCGGAGAUGGAUCCCUCUAUGCUGCUUGGCUUUUUGAUCCACUCGAAGGAGGAAUUCGUCGAGUGGCGGAAGGCUGUUGACGAGAUUGGGGGAAAGGCCAUUAUCCAUGUGCACGAUAAGGAGCCCAAGUACGCCACGGGCAAUGAGCGACCGGAGGCGGUUGAUGAGGUCGAGACGUGGGAUGAGGCUACGGAGGAUGAUGCUGGCGAUGAGAAUUGACGACGGGUCUGAACGAAUUGCACGAGAUACUGAAGAUUCUUGUAAGCUGUCCGCGGAUGCAUAGCGUUGGAAUGAAUAGGCAUUACACGCCGUGAUUCGUAGUAGCUGGCUCUGCAUUGCACCAUCGCACCUUCUAUCGCACAUACCGUCCACCACAUGUUUCGACAUGGACACUGUUCUCAUCGAACCCUUGCUUGAGCCUGACAGCUUUGGAAUGUGCUGGUGUUUCGCUCUUUGAACGCGAA
Messenger RNA from Baudoinia panamericana UAMH 10762, 1781 nucleotides. RefSeq lists its product as uncharacterized. The record is from RefSeq and is a predicted model, not a curated record. Gene Ontology annotation, molecular function: protein-phosphatidylethanolamide deconjugating activity. The coding region runs from base 196 to 1536 and encodes 446 amino acids. NCBI's taxonomy places the organism in Eukaryota, Fungi, Ascomycota, Dothideomycetes, Mycosphaerellales, Teratosphaeriaceae. The transcript has 3 exons.